This is a messenger RNA of Larimichthys crocea (large yellow croaker), 4694 nucleotides long. Its product is annotated as monocyte to macrophage differentiation factor 2. Gene Ontology annotation, molecular function: pore-forming activity. NCBI's taxonomy places the organism in Eukaryota, Metazoa, Chordata, Actinopteri, Sciaenidae. Gene Ontology annotation, cellular component: membrane. Bases 616 to 1323 code for a protein of 235 amino acids. The record is from RefSeq and is a predicted model, not a curated record. The transcript has 7 exons.
AGACCCCUGCCACAAUAAUAAAACACCAUCAUAUCGUAUCGUCAACAAACUCCACGCCUGCAGCUCCACCUGGAGGUGGAAACAGGAACUGCGCGCACAGAUUCCCACAGCCAUGAGUCAGUCCGUCAAGAAAAUGAUGUGGCAGCCUUCAGUGAUGAAAAACAACCCUCCUCAACGAGUCGUGAUGAGGUGAACCGGCGGCUUGAGCUCCAGCAGAGAGAGAGACAGAGAAACACAGAGAGAGAGAGAGAGAGGGGUGGGAGGUGAGGGAUGGAGAGGGGGAGAAAUUGAGUGAGAGAGACCACCAACAUCAGCACCACCGUGCAGGAAAAAAAAAAAAAAAGCGGCUGUCUCUUCAGAGACCAUCCCCGACGCCCACACUUCCGGACUGGAGCCUCUGGAGGCAGCUGGGUCGGGAUGCAUCCGUCUCCCCGGUGCUGCUUGAGAUGAGGAUAAGACGACGACGUCUUUCCCCGUUACAUUAGACCCGGUCCGUUACAAUCUGAGCAGAACUGAACAAACCUCGGCGGCUACUCGCUCAACAUUCAGAGGGGAUUCAAAGGCUUUAGCCAUACUGUCUGUCUGCUGUCAACUGUUGCUUUAUUUCCACUGUAAAUGAAUCUUGUAAGGUUUAUGAACAACCGCGUUCCUCCUAACAAGAGAUACCAGCCCACAGAAUAUGAGCAUGCUGCCAAUUGUGCCACGCAUGCGUUAUGGAUAAUCCCCAGCCUGCUGGGCAGCUCAGUGUUGCACUUCCAUUCGGAGGACCAAUGGGAGCGACUGUCAGCCUGGGUGUACGGGGCGGGGCUCACCUCGCUCUUCAUCAUCUCCACCCUGUUCCACACUGUGGCCUGGAAGAAGAGCCACCUACGGUCUGUGGAGCACUGUUUCCACAUGUGUGACAGGAUGGUGAUCUAUUUCUUCAUUGCUGCCUCCUACGCCCCGUGGCUGAAUCUGCGGGAGCUGGGUCCCUGGGCGUGCCACAUGCGCUGGUUGGUGUGGGUCAUGGCCUCUUUCGGAACCACCUACGUCUUCUUCUUCCAUGAGAGGUAUAAGAUCAUGGAGUUGAUCUGCUAUACGGUGAUGGGAGUAUUUCCUGCCAUGGUCAUUCUUUCAAUGCCGGAGCAGUCGGGGUUGUGCGAGCUGCUGUUGGGUGGAGCCUGCUACUGUCUUGGGAUGGUCUUUUUCAAAAGUGAUGGCAUUGUUCCAUUCGCUCAUGCCAUUUGGCACCUGUUUGUUGCUAUGGGAGCAGCCAUACACUACUACGCCAUCUGGAAGUACCUCUAUGCCCAGCCACCCAAUCAGGUCCAAACCUCCAGAUGACAUCAGCACUGACCUCACAAGAAGUUGCUCCUGUGUUUGAGCAACUUCAAGGGGAUGAUGUAGGCUGUGUACCAAUUCGGGGGCUGCCUCCUUUGGAAAGCAAGUAGGCUAAACCUCUUGCUCAAAUAAGAUGGUAUGAAAAACUGAUGGUGCGUUCAGGUGAUCCUCUUCUACUUAUAAAGUCAAACAAAUCCAUGUUUAUCAGGAAGCCCGCACAGCCAUGCUUAGCUGCUAUGUGAGGAUGUGCUUGCCUAACAAGCUGAUGUUUAGACGAUUUAAUACUUCUUGCUUGUUGCCUGAACCACAAAGUACCUGACGGGAGUGUUGUUAGAUUUGCAGGGGAUAAUCACAAGUCACAGUUCACCCUAAAGGGGAAAUUAAUACUGUCUAUAUUGACCUAAUUUUAUGGAAAUAUCCAAUAGCUACAGCAGCAUUUCAUUCAUCCUCGUACUAGGAGUUACCCAAAGUCAUUGAGAUUCAUCAUCUGGGAACUAUGAAUCUCUAAACAAGUAGAUUUCAGUAAAUGAUUAAAAACAUUGGUGACCCAAAAGGAAAAGUCAGGGGAUUACCAAAGAUAAAGAUUCGUCCUCUGGGCACCAUGGAUAUCUUAACUGAGUUUCAUGGGAAUCCAUCCAAUCUGGACAAAAUUGAUGGACCAUCUGGCUGACUAAGAUUGCCAUCUCUAGAGGAAGGCUUGGGUAAAGAACUACUGAUGAAAUUCAGGCAGGAUUAAUGAGUUAUGAUACAGUGUAGUAGAGUAAUGAUGUAUCCACAUUACUUAAAUGUAUCUUUAACACUCGCAUCUUGAAUGUGGAAUGCCUGGAAGCCAUUAUUUACAUCUUGCACAGGCUUUUGUAUAGCUGACAAUAACCCGAUGUCAAAUAUCUGGUAAAUAUGAUGUGAUUUUUCCUGACUUUAUGAGUUGAUGAGGACUUUUGAACGCACCAUUAAAUAAUUACCUGGCAUGCAAAGUAUUGUAGGAUGAUGGGAAUGUGUCAAAAACAAAGUCUCCUUUUGGAGGAGACUUUGCUGUGAGAAAUCCUUUUAGCCUGAUGUGAUAACUCUGGACUUCAAAGGAGACAGCCUACUGACUGAGACGCGGCCUUCAUUUUUACUCGUGCAGUUUAGUUUCAAUUUCAAGUUGUUUUUUCAGGAAUUUUUGGUUUCAUUCCAAUGAUCAGGGGUUAAAAUACUAUUCUUGGAGAUUUCUCUCUAUGUGGUGCACGUCCGGAUUCAGUGUUCAGAAGCUGAAUUGAAGGCAUUGUCUUAUUGUCAAGAGGAGGACAAUGUUUACAAUUAGCUGACUUGACCAUCAUGAUUACUUUUAGGACAUUUAUUUUUGAGUAUAAUUAUCAUCAUUAACAGAAGGUGUUGUUUUGGUUUUUGGAUUAUAUUUAGGUGGUUGCAACAUCAGUAAUUUACUAUUCCAAUUCAGAGCGCUAGAUAUAGUGUUACUGUUAUUGUUAUUAGUUGUGCUAUCUACACUGUAGGACACUGUAUAAUUUAAGAGCGGUUAUUUCAGUCGGUGAUUUACUGUGAUUUAAAAAUCAAGCAUGACUGUAGAACGAUCUUUUAUGUUGAACAUACAGAUAUUUAUGGUUUUAGACUCUGAGACUUUACCUGUGUGCUUCCACAUUUAUCAGGCUCUACACAGUAGAUUAUCAAGCAUAAUUACUGAAUUCUAAUAGUUUACUGUUGUUGAUUAGGUUUAGUAAGUGAAGAUGUCAUCAGUACGAUUUAUACAGUAUAUAUUUAUCAAUGACGUACAGUAUAUGUUGAGUUCAUCUAUAUUUUCUUCUAAUACUUAUAGUGUCAGCUGAUUAUCUUCAUUAUCCUAAUGAAUGGGACCCAUUUGAUAGAGUUUGCGCUACAUGGUUGAACCUCAGAGGAGAAAAACACUGUCUGAUUCAGCACUGCCAGAAGACUGACUUACUGCCGUAACUGAUAGCACACUACUACCAUAUAUACAUCUCACACUUGAAAGGAAACUGAAGCUAUAGUAUUGUUGAACAAUCUGGCCCAAUAUUAAGGCAUCUCAGGUGUGUGUAUGCUUGUCUGUAUGUGCGUGUGUGUGUGUGUGUGUGUGUGUGUGUGUGUGUUUGUAUGUAUCCUAUACUAUCUGACUCCCAUGAAUCCAAAGCCUCCAAUCAGCUGAGUCUAUGUUUACACGUGAACGCAUGUACCUUGAACACAUAAAAAAGUAUAUUUGAAAUAUGUAUGUACUCUUAGUGUUAAGCUGUAUGUGGUGGCACACGGUAUAUAGGACAAGCUUAUAUAGUAUGAUAAAUGUGGCUAGAGGACCAAAAGGUCAUACCGACUAUAGUACUAAUAGGUGUAAAAGUUUUUUUUUAAAACCUCUGCUCCUGUUCAACAUCUUUUCACUGCUGUGUGUCUCUCAGGAUUUGGAUCAUUUAGGCUUAAAAGCCUGUAAAGCCACAUUCAAGGACCAUUAAAGCUGCUCUGGUUGUUGGGGCGCUGUCUGCAGCAUGGAAAAUCUGCAUACAGAAUCAAAUAGGUGUGAAGCUUCUUUAAUGCUUGCACCACCUACAUACAACCUCAUUUGCUUACUCACAACCCCCAAGUAGGGCAGCAGUCCCAAAAGUUUUCUGCAAGCUUUACAUAUGGGUAAUAUUUAGAAAGUGAGCCAACAGCUUUAAAGCAGACAGACACUGACGUAAAAAACACUACAGGUAUUAAAGCAGCAGAUGUGUUUAUAGGAUACCUUUGCUGUAAAAUUCACAAAAUCUGUAUUUAGAUUUGCAUCAAAAUUCACUGUGAUAAACACUUAUGAGAUGAAUGUGCCAAAUUUGUUUUCAUUUAAUGUAGUACUAGAGAAAAUUUGGGUUAUCCUACAAUGUUAAGAGGUCAUUAGUGGUUCCACACCACAACGAAUUUAACUUUAACAUAACUUGUACCUUAGCCUAUGGCCAAAUAAACACACUUUUUAAAAAAGAUAUCCUGCUAACUAACAGACAAAAUAGGAUCAGUGGUUUUGGCAGAGGUUAUAAAAUUAUAUUAUCCAAGAAAUAGAACAAAUCAACACAUUUCUAACACAGGAUCAGCUGCCUAAACAGGUCCUGGGGUCUCAAAUGUACUUUCAUUUAAAAACUUCUUUGUUUCCUCAAUAACUAAAGAUUUUUGCAGUUAUCAACCAGCACAUUCCUUCUCUGACCAACAAAUACACCAGGAUUUAAAAUAAUUUGGAUUUGGGGUGUCGUUUAGCUCAGUUGGUAGAGCAACCACCCCAUGUACGAAGGCUCAGUCCUUGCCGCGGCAGCCCAGGGUUCUAAUCCAACCUGCGGCUCUUACCUGCAUGUCAUUCCCCAUCUUUCUCUCCCUACAUUCCUGUCACUCUCCAGCUGUCUCUGUCA